AUGAAUGUUUUAAAACAAUUACAUUUUAAAAUUAUUGAUAAAAGAAUAUUUAAUAUCCGAACAAUGAGGAGUGUAGCUAAAAUUGACUCUGGUAGGAGUUCUAUACAAUUAAGAAGGCCAGAAAAGCGUUUACUUAAAUUAAAAUUUGAUCAUAUACCUAUAAAGGACCAAGUUGUAGUUAUGUUUCCUGGUUAUGGUACUCAAUAUUUGACUAUGGGACGUAAUGUAAUUGACAAUCCAAAUAGUAAAAGGCUUUUUGAUCAGGCAAACGAAUUUUUGAAAUUUGAUUUAUUUGAUCUUUGCCAAAAUGGUCCAAAAACCAAACUUGAUCAAAUAAUUAAUUCUCAAAUGGCAAUUUUUGUUUCUUCCCUCGCAGCUUUUGAAAAAUUGAAAACAGAACAGCCAGAUAUAAUGGAGCAUGUUGCUGGUUUUGGACAGGGUGAAUUCUGUGCAUUAGUAGCUGCAAAUGUUAUCAAUUAUGAUGAUGCCUUAAAAAUAAUGAAGAUUUAUGCAGAUGCUACUGAAAGUUGUUCAAAAUUAUCAUAUUCUGGUAUGAUAACAAUUCGGACAUGUGCAGAGUCUCAACUAUUGAGGGCCUUAUCAGAAGCGAAAGAAUACUCGGAAUCAAAAGGAGAGCUUCCUCUUUGCGAAUUGGCAGGUUAUUUAUUUUGCCACGUGAAGAUAAUUGCUGGAACAAUGAAGAGUCUAGAAUUCCUUAAUCAACAUGCUAGCCAUUUUAAAUUUCAGAUACUCAAACGUUUGCCAAUUUAUGGUGCCUUUCACACGACACUAAUGAACGAAGCUGCAAAUGAUGUUAGGGAAUAUUUGGAAGGGAUUAAGGAAAUAAAUAUUCCUUGUAUAAAUGUUUACUCAAACUACACGGGAAGACCUCACUUAUUUCAAAUAAAAAGAAUAAAACGUGAUGUUGUCAGACAAAUUACAAAUCCAAUUAAAUGGGAACAGAUUGCACAACUUCUUUUUCAAAAGAGACAGGAUGAGGUUUUUCCUUCCUAUAUCGAAGUUGGGCCAGGUAAACAACUUGGAAAUAUUUUAUAUAAUAUUGGAAAGAAAACUAGAAAUACAUAUAUACAUUAUCCACCUUAA
Meloidogyne enterolobii is the source of this 1104-nucleotide messenger RNA. The record is from the annotation of a GenBank genome assembly. Lineage: Eukaryota; Metazoa; Nematoda; Chromadorea; Rhabditida; Meloidogynidae.